Molecule: messenger RNA, 6765 nt
Organism: Doryrhamphus excisus (bluestripe pipefish)
Lineage: Eukaryota; Metazoa; Chordata; Actinopteri; Syngnathiformes; Syngnathidae
Gene: arid4b
Product: AT-rich interaction domain 4B
Biological process (GO): regulation of transcription by RNA polymerase II
Cellular component (GO): nucleus
Molecular function (GO): transcription cis-regulatory region binding
Source: RefSeq, a predicted model, not a curated record
GGUGGCUAGGUGUUAGCAUGCCACCAUCAACUCGCCUCGGACGCGCAUUUGUGUCUUAUCUUCCACAGUAAAACUUUACAAUAGGGUAGCGAAUAAAACUACCAUAUAUAUCGCUUAACGCUACGGGCAGACUCACGGAAUCGUUUACAGUGUUGUUUCCGGAACUGUACAUACGUGCCUGUCAGAAAAGUUAGCAUUUAUAUGCCUUGCCCACGGCAUCGGCGCAGGCGCGGAGAAUGUGGGUGGUGGUUUAAUAUGGGUGUCGAGCAUUGUGUGUUGCACUUUGACACCCACAUUACCCGAUAGCUGCUUCCGGUUGUUAAUUUCAUAGAAAGUAAACAACUCCGUCAUAUCGGGAUAUCUCUUACAUUGAAUCGAACGCACCCGUGUUUUCGUGCUCUGAGUGUAGUAGUUUUUUCUGUAUCGUGGCAAGCAGCCAGUACGUUUAUUUCAUAUGUAGUGCAAUGGUUAGGUUUUCUUCACGAUGAACCAAUCGUCUGGAAGUAAUGGUUGUCAUCCAAUUGGAUUGCGCAGAAACGACAGGGCGGGACCAACGUGACCGUCAAUCAUACUCAGAAGGCGGGGAGAAGGAUGUGAGAAAGAGCCAGGCUGGAGAGAAGCUUCUCAACAAGGCAAAAACAGCAGCGCUCUGCGAAAACCAUUUUAUCUACCCGUAAUCAACGCCGACCCCGGGGCCGACCAGCGACAUUAAAACAUUCUCAGAGUCGCCACUUCAAUGUCCCUAUGGAUUACUAGCAUACUUUCGUCGAAAAACGGACGCAUUGUGCAACUUGACAGCGCAGCCCGCUGGACCGCCACACUGGUCACCUAGAGGACUCAAAGAGAGAUGAAGACUCUGGAGGAGCCCCCCUACUUGACUGUGGGGACAGAUGUGAGUGCCAAGUACAGAGGGGCUUUCUGUGAGGCCAAGAUUAAGACUGCCAAGCGGCUAGUCAAGGCGAAGGUGACCUUUAAAGCAAAUCUCUCCACAGCUGAGGUCCACGAUGAAAGCAUCAAAGGCCCUUUAAAGGUGGGUGCUAUUGUCGAAGUGAAGAACCAGGAUGGAGUUUACCAGGAGGCCACAAUCAAUAAGCUGACCGACGCAAGUAUUUACACAGUCGUGUUUGACGACGGUGACGAGAAAACAUUAAGACGUUCCUCCCUCUGCCUUAAAGGCGCCCGUCACUUUGCAGAGAGUGAGACGCUCGACAGACUUCCCCUCACCAACCCUGAGCACUUUGGCACACCUGUCAUAGGCAAGAAGGGUAACAGGGGCAGACGAUCCAACCCAAUCCAAGAGGAGGACUUGUCUUCAUCCUCCAGUGAAGAAGAGGAGAGCGAUCAGCGGCAGAAUGAAGAUCUGUUUGGCAAGGUGGUCUGUGUGGAGGGAGUGGCUUCUGGGGAUAAAAAGAAGAGCACGUGGUAUCCUGCCUUGGUCACCUCCCCUGACUGCCAUGAUGACAUCACAAUGAAGAAGGAAAGCAUCUUUGUCCGCUCUUUCAAGGAUGGGAAAUUUUACAUGGUGCUGCGGAAGGAUGUUCAAGAGAUCGAUGCAGAUUGUCCCCCAAAAGCGGAUGCAGGGCUCAAGCCAGCACUGGAUGCAGCCUUGGAGUUCCAGCAGCAGUUGGUCAUUCCCAACACCUGGAAGACUGAAGUGAAAGAGGAAAGCUCUAGCAGCGAGGUGGAUGAUGACGAAGAAGAGGAGGAGCAGGAAGAAGAUGCGAAUGGCGAAGAAGAGGAGGAGGAAGUGGAGCCCUACCCGGAGGAGAGGGAGAACUUUCUGCAGCAGCUCUACAAGUUCAUGGAAGACAGAAGAACGCCCAUCAACAAGCGGCCUGUUCUGGGCUACAAGAACCUCAACCUGUUCAAGCUCUACAGACUGGUGAACAAACUGGGAGGCUUUGACAAUAUUGAAAGUGGCUCCGUUUGGAAGCAAGUCUAUCAGGACCUCGGAAUCCCUGUGCUCAACUCAGCUGCUGGCUACAAUGUCAAAUGUGCUUACCGCAAGUACCUUUAUGGCUUUGAGGAAUACUGCACUUCCACAGCCAUCACCUUCAAAAUGGACCUCCCUUUGAAGCAGACCGCCAAGGGAGAGUUGAAGUCAGAGGGUGAGGGCGGAAGCCCAGCAGCCACGUCACCCACCCCAGAGGAACAGAAGGACCAUAGGAAUGGAGAAACAAUCAACACACAGUCUGUAGUCUGCAAGGAGGAGAAACCCGAGUUGGCGCAAAACAAAAGUGAGUCUUCAAAAGCUGAGGGAAAGGACAGCAUUGGAGAUAACAAUGAUGACAAUGAGGAGGAGGAGGAGGAGGAGGAGGAGGAGGAAGACAACACCCCACCCUCGGGAGACGCAGAUGAAGGCUCCUCGACGUCUCGCCUGGGAAGCGAGAGCAUCAAACAGGAGCAUGAUGAGGAGCGAGAAAGCAAGGACAACUCUGGGGAUGACAACAGUCAGGAGGGGGAGGAAGGGGAGGAGUUUGAGUGUUACCCCCCGGGGAUGAAGGUGCAGGUGAGGUAUGGGCGAGGCCGCAGUCUGAAGACGUACGAGGCCACUGUGAAAGAGGCAGACGUGGAGGGGGGAGAGGUGCUCUACCUGGUGCACUACUGUGGCUGGAACGUCAGAUAUGAUGAAUGGAUCAAAGCAGACAAGAUUGUUCGCCCUGCCAAUAAGAAUGUACCAAAAAUAAAGCACCGCAAAAAAAUAAAGAACAAAGCUGAGAGGGAGCGAGACAGGCUGGAGAGUCUCGAUGACAAAGAUGUCCUUGAUCCUUCACCCAACAGUAACCGCGCGCCUCGAUCCAAGUGUGACUUGAGUCAGGACGUAUUUUCCAAGUUGGACCAGGGUGUGGAGGACCAAGGGACUCCGCAGCAGUCUCCUGUCAAGUCUAUUGAAAUCACUUCUAUACUCAAUGGCCUGCAAGCCUCUGAGCUGUCCACAGAUGAAAGUGAGCAUGAGGAUGAGGAGGAGCAUAACCGAGAGGACCACCCCACUUGCGGAGACAAAAAGGGCACGUCAGAGCUUCAAAAACCCUCAGAACGGAAAGAGAGUGACACAUCACCUGAUGGAUCCAAACCUGCAGUUUCAGAGAAGAACCAGGAGAUAAUCAGUGCAGAAGCGGUGAAGCGCAAAAGCCCGCCUGAUUUGAUGGUGGAGGCAAACACCAGGAAGAGGAAAUCCGAAGGUGCAGCAGAGAGGCCCCCCAAAAACCAGUCCAAAGCUAAGAGGACCACAAGAAGUGCAGACUGGCUGCCUGGAGGCUCUUCCAGGAAGCUGGAGGAAAGGAGCAGUGGUGCCAUGGAGGAGAGAACCGGUGCCUCGUCUAGCACCAGUUCCGAUGAGGAGGGUGCAGCACAUUCUGGGCCCCAGGCUGAGGAGAGUGAACGAAGUCGCCCUAAAACCAAAGGUUCCCCUUCCAAAAAGUACAACGGGACUAAGGAGAAGAGCAAAUCCAGUAGACAAGCUGGGUUCUGGGACAUUCCUGAAAAGAAGUCCAAGGUGUCCGGAAAUGGAGAAGAGAAGCCGGCCGUGCGCUCCAAAGGCCAAAAGGACGUGUGGUCCAGCAUUCAAGCGCAAUGGCCUAAAAAGACUCUAAAGGAGUUAUUCUCCGAUUCAGACACAGAAGCUGCUAACUCUCCUCCUCCACCCGUACCUUCAUGCCUGGAUGACACAAGUGUUGAACAGGAUGCAGGACCUGACGACGACAUCUCGGAGGAGCAGAUGGAUAAUGACAAACUACAAGAGUUCCCCAGUAGUGGUAGCAAUUCUGUACUCAACACACCACCCACCACACCAGAGUCCCCCUCAGGAGGAGGCAGUACGGUGGAAGACUCUGGUCAAGCACAGCCUCCCUCUCCACAGGCGCCUCCCACACCUCCUGGCCUGCCUCCAGAGUCGGGUUCUGGCCGUCUCUUGCCAGGAUUGGUGCAGGAGGAAGUGGCGGGCGGGCGCAGCGAGACCGACAGCAGCACAGUGGAAGUGGAGAGUCUUGGUGGGGAGCUGCCGGACCUUCCCCAGGAUGAAGGGGCGGGCUCCCCACCAAAGGUGUUUGAGGCCACGCUGUCCUCUAACAGCAGCAGCAACUGCAGUCUGGAGUUGAGCAGCGGCAGCCAGCAGGAGAGCGAGCAGAAGUCCAAAGGGUCUGUGAGUCAGAAACGGCAGAAAGAAUCACAGACUGGCGGUGUCUCAAAGAAACACAAGCCAAACCGUAAGAGCCUUGGUGUGCCUCCCAAAAAGAAUAGGAAAACAGCCAACAGCAGUGACAGCGAGGACCAGUCUGUGGUUGAAGGCUCCGCCAAACCAGCCGCCCCGAAGAAUGACGCAGCUGAUGUCAAGGUUGCCAUUUCGCACAAGUGUCACGGCCGUUCUCCCCCAUCAAGCCAUAAGUACCACAAGCAGGGUGAUGCUGACCACUCGCAGCACCGGGAAAGCCACGGAAGAUCGUCACGGGUCUACAAGUGGAGCUUCCAGAUGUCUGACCUGGAGAAGAUGAACAGUCUAGAAAGGAUCUCGUUCCUUCAGGAGAAGCUUCAGGACAUCAGGAACCACUACCUCUCCCUCAAGUCUGAGGUGGCCUCCAUCGACAGACGACGAAAGCGCAUGAAGAAGAAGGAAAGGGAAAGCACCGUGGCCGCAUCCUCUUCAUCGUCGUCCUCAUCACCGUCCUCGAGCUCACUGACAGCAGCAGUCAUGCUGACACUGGCCGACCCGCCGGUGUCUUCAUCCUCCUCCUCUUCACAGAACUCUGGGGUAUCAGUGGAGUGCAGGUGACAGGACGUAGUAGCAAAGAGCCGCCGCACUAAGCACUUAACCAGCACCCUGGGGCCAUCAUCCCCAUUCCCUUCCUGCAGGAUGGACAAGUCAACCUACUACAUACUGUAACGACUGGGGCACAACACCAGACAACGACAAAAAAAAAAAAAAACAAGCACUAUUUUUUAUUGACAACUGUUUUCUCGGCAAGCUAAUGGCACUUAAGUGCACUUUUAUGACGAUUGCGUAGGGGGAUGAAAUUUGUCUAAAAGAUACACGAUUGUCUUUUGUGCUCUACUUAAUUCUAAUUGAACAUUUAUAAGAAUUGUUUUUGCAAGCAAUAACUGUUUCAAUUUGAUAUGAAAUGCAUCGGUUAGGGGUGUUUUCCUUUCCAUCGACUCCCUCCUGUCCUCUGUCCUCAUAGCUCUACAUGGCACUGCCUGAGCUUGCUGUCUUAAUUAUGAGGAAUUAAGAGGAACACUGCCACAUUGGCAUUAAGGGCAUAUUAAAUGUUUUAACUUAACCAUGUUCCCUCUCCACCGUCAUCAUACAUGUUAAAAAAACAACAACAAAAACUAAAUUGGUUGACAAUGCUCAUUUUCCACAGCCAUGCACAGGUUUGCAUUGAGUCUUAGCGGUGGACAUGUAGAUAGCUUUUUAGCCAUCUACGGUCCACAUGUAGCCACAGUGGUUGGAUCAUGGAAUGAUACUGUAGUGCCUUUUUGUUCUCUUCCCUGUGGCACUUGGAGAAAGGACAGCACUUUUUUCCUGCUCCUCUUCUCAAAUCAGAGGGUUGCCUGGAAUUAUAUCCCUUAUAAAAGACUUAAGAAUGCUGUGUGUGUGUAUGUGUGCGCGUGUGUGUGUGUGUGUGUGAAGAGCUGUGAAUAAUGAAUACUGGUGGAAUUUAACAGCAUAUGGUUAUAUUAAAUGAAAUGUAAACGGUAACACAGAACUAUACUGGAUCACCUGUAAUCUACUACUGAAUACUCAUCCAGCUUGGGUAUAAAUCCGUGCAAUGAUGGUGAAUGCAAUGGUCGCAUUACUUCACUUCACCUGCCUUUUUUAAAAAAAAAACUAUCUGUGUAUGUCCACAUUGUUCACUAGUCAGUCUCGACUCAUCUCCAACUGAAUAAUGAACUUGAAAAUAGCCAUAAGAGUUAUUUACGGGCUCGAUGAAGCUGAAUUCUGCGUGUACAGUGUUGCAAACAUGAAGUUACUGUACUUUGUUUUCAUUGGAAAGAGGAUCAAUUAUUCAUAUACUGCAUCAUGCCAACUGCCACACAAGGCUUCUUCUAUUCACCCUUACCAAAAAUCUUCUUUCUUUUCACGUACUAUGACCAGAAUAAAGGUAAAGCUAUUGUAAAUGUGCUUUUAUAUUAUACAGUAAUGUAUAUGGAUGCAUUUCGGAUUACAUCUCCAGUGUUUCCUUUGUGUAGAGCCCUAUUCAAUGAUAACCCGAAGUUACAUUUUGUUUAGCACUUGUAUGUAAGUGUAUGCUUUUGUUAGAUUUGUAUAUUGAGAAGUGUUUUGAGUCGAGCUAUUUAAUAUCUUGCACUGUUAAUAUUGUACUUUUCUGUACAGACAGUUUUAUGCGUUUAACUGUAGUUUGGGUGUAAAUAUUGAGAGUUACAGCAUGUUUGUUCUCCCUCUUGUCCCCAUAUAUUUUUUCUCAAAAGAAAAACGCUUAUUUUGUGACUCUUAUCCAUUUAAAUAGUUUUUUUUCCUUUUGUUUUUUUCUUUAAAAUGUCUUAUUUUGCUUCAGUUUGUACUCAGUUCUGUUCUUCAUUUGCUUGUUCUUGUAAGAGAAUGGUGGUUUUGAAUGAAGCAUACCUAAUUUCCAAACUGCAUAGAAAUUGGUCAGGGUCAGAGAUUAUGACAAAGGAGCUUGUUGAAAUAGUAUUUAUUAGGCUCAUCCAAUGAUGGUCAUUGUGUAAUUUAUUGUAAAAAUGCAAAGCAGAAGCGUCUGUUUGAAAUAAAUGCCAUAGUUUGUGAAGUAUCCAGAUUGUCUGUUAUUA